Molecule: messenger RNA, 1418 nt
Organism: Salvia hispanica
Lineage: Eukaryota; Viridiplantae; Streptophyta; Magnoliopsida; Lamiales; Lamiaceae
Source: RefSeq, a predicted model, not a curated record
ACUAUACCAGAAUGUAUGACUAAGUUAUCCGAUGAACUGCAUGAUAGCCUUCACUCGAAGUUUGGGAUUACAUGCACAGCUACAGAGGAUGAUGUAGAUAUUUUUGUGUCUGGGUAUGCAUUUCGUCUCAAGAUUUUGCACGAGAGAGGUUUAAGCUUGGUGAAAAAACUUGGUGGCCAGACGAAGCAUGUACUAUCCGCCGAUAAAAAACUUUUUCUUCGAAGUCAACAUUCUAGCAUGAUUGAUGGAUUACGAGGCCGUUAUCCAAUUUAUGGGCCUAUUGUCAGGCUUGCGAAACGGUGGGUGUCUGCACAUCUAUUUUCGAACUCAUUACCUGAAGAGGCUAUUGAGCUUUUGGUUGCACACUUGUUUUUGAAGCCUUUACCAUUCAGACCCCCAUGCUCCAGGAUAACUGGAUUUCUGAGAUUCCUACGUUUGUUGUCAGAGUACGAUUGGAGUUUUUCUCCUUUAAUUGUGGACAUCAAUGGCGAUUUAACUCCUGAUGAUGGCAAAGAAAUCAAUGAAUCUUUCAUUUCAAACAGAAAACAAUACGAAGGGAAUAUGCAUAAUGCUAAGCCUGCUAUGUUUCUGGCUACUAGUUACGACAAGGAAUCUGAAGCUUGGACCAUGCAAUCGCCUACAGUGGCAGAGCUUAAGAGAUUGGCCGCUUAUGCAACCAGCAGUGCAAAUUCUUUGACCAACGUUGUUAUGAAGAAUCAACUCGAUGCAUAUGGAUGGGAACGCCUUUUCUGCACACCUCUGAACAACUACAAUGCCGUAGUUCUUCUGCACAGGGAUAAACUCCCCUAUCCAAACCGUCUUAUGUUCCCAUCCGAAGUAAAACUAGGCAAGCAAGUGAUACGAGGGAAUGCUGGCAAAGCCUUCCAACCCUUCCUACUGCCGGAAGAGAUGAAAAAGAACUUGGGCGAGCUGAAGAACAAGCUGAUGGUGGGCUUCGAUCCACAAAAAUAUCUGAUCUCCCAAAUUGAGAGAGAGUUCCCUGGCACGUUUAAGGUUUGGUGUGAUUCUCUUGGAGGCGACGCCAUUGGUCAUGUGGAAAUAAGAAGCGCGAAAGAGAUGACAUUGACGAGGAUAAAGAUCUAUUUGACACACUAAAAGCUGUGGGUGAGUUUGGCAAAGGAUUCGUGAAGAGCGUACAUCUUCUCAAGACCCCAAAAGUAAGCAGUUGAGUCGAUCAUUUAGUCCUAUGAGAGGCGCUGAUGAGUAGUCAGAAAUCGAGAAGCGCCAUUGAAACACCUUCCAUCAAGGACUCACUCGGUUUAUAGUAUAGACAUAGGUUAGAGAUGGGAUUAAUUAUGUGUUUGAAGAACUCAACUCAGCCUGAUGGCAAUUUUGGUUUCAAUGUUUGAUUUAUGACAAUGUAAAUGAUUGUUCAAGAUCUUUGUUUCAAUGCUCAA